This is a messenger RNA of Symbiodinium natans, 1173 nucleotides long. The record is from the annotation of a GenBank genome assembly. NCBI's taxonomy places the organism in Eukaryota, Dinophyceae, Suessiales, Symbiodiniaceae.
AUGCCGCCCCGAAAGCGUCCGGCAGCGGCAGCUGCCCCGAAGUCGCCGCCCCGAAAACGUCCAGCCGCAGCAGCGUCACGCGGCGCCCGCAAGACCUCGAAGGUGAACUCGGCCUCAAACACUGCAGCAAAGAGCUUCGCAAUGGCUGAGCACUGGGAGGACUGGUGCUCAUUUUUGGAGACCGGUCGUCGGCGGCUCUAUUGCCGGUGCGAGGUUGGCUAUGAAGGCAUUCGCGGGGAGACCACCUACUAUUUUUUUGCCCCAGACAAAGAGACAAUCGCCAGGGAGUUGCUGAAGCACCCUGAUCUUGCAGCAAAAUUUGUUUGCAGCGAGGGUUACCCUACUGCCGCGUAUCAACGCUUCAAAGCGCGCCAUCCUGGAUUGGGAAAUGACUAUAGGCUGUCGGGCGAUGCAUUCAUGACGGCCUUGCGUGGGGAGCAGCCUGCAGACAUCAUCGAGAUCCUUUGUGAAUUUGAUGGCGAUGACGAUCAUGAGGGUCGGUUUGUGGAGAUGACGGAACUGAAGUACGAACACUUCUUGGACCGUGAGCUGUGCGUACGUGUGGCUUGUGCCAGGCGUCGCCUGGUGACGCAGGCAUUGCGCAACAAGGGUCUGGGCGUUGGCACAUGUGAUUGGGUGAAUCGAUUCCUUUAUCCGGCGGGGGCGGCGUCACUGCUGAUCAUCCCGCAGGAGAUGGGCUUCAAGCUCUUCCACGUGUGCCGCAGUUCUGGCUACCUCUCGGCUGAGUCCCGCUUCCUCUUCGCCCGCGACAAAGGCCACGCGAUGAAGCGCUUCCUGAUCAGCGAGGAAGAGCACAUCCGGAAGGCCCGAUCGACCUUCCUCUGCGAGCAUACUUUCUUGUACACUGAGAUGAUGAACCAGCUCAAGAAACUUGGUCUUGACUCUUUUCGUGAUCUCCUUGACAAGGGGGAUGUUGGCAGCUUUGCUACGCUAAGUUGCUCGUGUUUUCGCGCCGCCCUCAGAAGUAGGUCUCGGUGGAGAACCCUGGAGAGCGGCAAGCCCCGAAGUGGUGUCGAUGCUUUUGGAGUUUUUUUGUUUUCAGAUUUUGAAGUUUCUUUCACUUUAGUCUUCAAUGUUGCCAUCAGAAGCAUCCUUCAGCCAGGGCCAACAGAGGAUAUCUACCCUCGCAGAAGUUCGGCAGUUAUCAGAUGA